UCUAGUCUACUAGAAGAUUAGAUCUAGAUCUAGAUCUAGAAUUAAUUACUAGAUCUAGCCUAAUUACUAGUAAUUAGAGCUUGACUAAAUUCUAAAUAAACUCCGUGAUGUAAAAACAAACUAAAGAUGACAAAAACCUAAUCUAGAUUAGAUUGUUAGAUCUAAUUUAAUUCCAACGUGAACGUGGCUGGUCCUACACUCGAGCUCAAAAGAGUCAAAACAAAUCUCAGCUCACUGUUGCAGUUUAGGCUUAGAUCUAGUUGUUGAGUCAACUAACUUGAGUGAGAGUACUGAUUACUAAUGAGUAAUGAUACUACUAGAUUCUCUAGAUAUAACUAGCUAGUACUGACUAGUCUAGUUUCUACAUUACUCGCACUAGCAUUAGACUUUUGACUCAAACUAAAUUAAAAUUGAACCUAGUAUCUUGAACUAUCCGGUAAUCUAUCGUUUUGGGUACGUAAAAUCGCCCGCGACUUGUAAUGUGAAAAACAGGUGACUCCUUAAAUUUUAAUAAUUAUUUCACAUUUUUAGGAGGAUUUAUGUUUUUUAAAAUACAAAAAUGUUUCCGUGUUUCAUUUACUUACCUGUUUUUAAACAAUUGAAUUAAAACUUUUCCGUAAUAAAUGAAGACUAGCGAUGUUUCCAACAGAUGCAACCAUGCUCAUUUACUAUAGCAGCCAUCUUGUUUAAGUUUUAUUUUUAUAAGCUUAUCGGGAGAUUCAGGAGGAAGCCACUCUAUUUUACAAAUGGCUGCUGUUUAUAUUGCAAAUCUUGCUCUCAAACACUGCUAUGGUUCAUGCCGAUAUGCACAACUGAUAUGCACCUGAUUACUCACAGCUGAGGUAUUAUUAACUACUUGACAAUGGAGGGUGGAACAUGGGGAUUGGUGAUCAUUUUCUCAGCCUUCAUGAUUCAGUUUCUGGCCUUUGGUGUCACAGCUGCCAUUGGUGUUUACAACAUUGAGCUCCUGGAUUACUUUGAUGGUGCAACAGUCGGAGUGUCUUUAAUAGGGUCUUUAAACUAUGGAAUAUUUUUAGGAUCAGGACCCAUUGUCAGCUUUCUAAUGACAAAGUUCAGCUACAGAAAAAUUACACUCUUUGGGUCUUUUCUCAUUGUCGUUGGCCUGCUGGGGAUGCCUCUGUUACCUUACAUACCUGCCAUGUGCGUAACUUUUGGGGUGCUAACAGGUUUUGGUUGCUGCUGUGCAUAUAUUCCAUCCCACGUGUUAAGUGGGUUAUACUAUGACAAGUACCGUAGCCUAGCAACAGGUGUUACAACAAGUGGCUCUGGUCUGGGGGGAGCCGUGAUGCCAGUGGUGGUUGGCCUGCUGAUAGAGCACUACACGUGGAAAACAUCCCUGGUGUUUGUGGCUGGCUUGUGCCUGCAUCUGUUUGUUUUCUCAAGUCUGCUGCGAGACCCCCCAGCAGACUUGGAGAUUGAACUCACGGCUGAUACUCAUCCACCUGGUGGGGAAGAAGUUGCUGAAGACAAGCUUGUUUCAAUUCCACUGGCACCUGUAACAGACACGCCCUGUCAAAGAAUGGCAAAUGACGAUCUCAGUUUUGAAUUUGGUCAGGAUUUAUCCAAGUUAGAGUUUGUUGAUAAAUUAAGCUGCAGAACCAAUAUGAGCUCUAUUGAAAACAUCAACUUGCAGGAUACAUCUCAAAAUCUUGUGUACAAUCACUGCCAGCCUAACAGGGACUCUGUUGGUAAGAAUGAAAUAUACUGUGAAAAGGAUUCACUGAUGCUGAUACAUAGAAAACCCCAACGUCUACCAGAAUAUUUAUCAAAGCAUCAUUCUUUAUCCUUAAAUUCAUUACAUGUUGUCGGAUCAACUAGGUGCUCAAAUGUUGUUGUUCUUGAGAAAAGUGUAGAUGCCGCACCUACAGCAAAUAAUAGCUCUGACACUAAACUUUUGCCUAACUCCUCAAGGCAUAUAUUUAUCUUCACAAACUGCGCAUUUAACAUUUACUUCUGCAGUAACAUCAUGUGGAACGCAGCAGGCUCCAUUGUAAAUUCAUUUGCCCCUGAGUUUCUACGUGAACGAGGAUUAUCCCCCAUGACAGCAGCCUGGCUGAGCGGCGGCUUUGGAUUUGGUUGUUUUAUUGGUGGAAUACUGGGGGGCGUGUUCGGCAACAUGCAGUGUGUCAACAGACAAGGGUUGUACACCUUGUCCAACUUAGCCAUGGGGCUAUUGUUGGUUGUCUUCCCUUUUGUGGACCACAUCGUCUGGUACUGUUUGCUGCUUAUCCUGACUGGCUUCGCUUUUGGCAUCAUCCUGGGGCUGUUGAUUAUAGUUCUGACUGAUUUAAUUGGCAUUGAGAGCCUUGGGAAUGGACUCGGCUACCUGAUGUUGUCCAAUGGUUUAGGGACUUUUAUAGGCCCGCCUAUUGCAGGUCUUGUCAGAGACUACACUGGAGGAUUUGAAGGGGGAAUAAUUCUGGCAGGAUGUCUCUGUAUUCUUGGAGGUAUCACUAUGUUUAUAAUGCCAUUCAGACAGAGAUGCUCGCCUAAGUGUAUGCUGCCACAUAGUCAUACCUAGCUACAACACAGCCAUACCUAGCUGCAACACAGCCAUACCUAGCUGCAACACAGCUAUACAUACCUGCAACACAGCCAUACCUAGCUGCAACACAGCCAUACCUAGCUGCAACACAGCCAUACCUAGCUACAACAUAGUCAUACCUAGCUGCAACACAGCCAUAACUACCUGCAACACAGCCAUAACUACCUGCAACACAGCCAUACCUAGCUGCAACACAGCCAUAACUACCUGCAACACAGCCAUAACUACCUGCAACACAGCCAUACCUAGCUGCAACACAGCCAUACCUAGCUGCAACACAGCCAUACCUAGCUGCAACACAGCCAUAACUAGCUGCAACACAGCCAUACCUAGCUGCAACACAGCCAUACUUACCUGCAACACAGCCAUACCUACCUGCAACACAGCCAUACCUAGCUGCAAUAGCCAUACCUAGCUGCAACACAGCCGUACCUAGCUGCAACAUAGCCGUACCUAGACACAACAUAGCCAUACAGUUGCAACACAGCCAUACCUAGCUGCCACAUAGCCAUACCUAUCUACAACAUAGCCAUACCUAGCUACAACACAGUCAUACCUAGCUGCAUCAUUGCUAUACCUAGAAACAACAUAGCCAUACCUAGCUGCAACACAGCCAUACCUAGCUGCAACACAGCCAAACCUAGCUGCAACACAGCCAAACCUAGCUGCAACACAGCCAUACCUAGCUACAACAUAGCCAUAACUACCUGCAACACAGCCAUAACUACCUGCAACACAGCCAUAACUACCUGCAACAGAACCAUACCUAGCUGCAACACAGCCAUAGCUACCUGCAACACAGCCAUAACUACCUGCAACACAGCCAUAACUACCUGCAACACAACCAUACCUAGCUGCAACACAGUCAUACCUUGCUGCAACACAGUCAUACCUAGCUGCAACACAGCCAUACCUAGCUGCAACACAGCCAUACCUAGCUGCCACACAGCCAUACCUAGCUGCGACAUUGCUGUGAUAAGCUGUUGAAGUUGUCAUGCUAGUAGCACCUUCACUUGUUCAACACAUUUUUACCAGCACUUCUUUACAAUAUCAGCGUCUUUUAAAUAUCUUAACUUUUUCUUUAGCACAAUUUCAACUUUUUCUACCAAUGUAUUCUGUUUGUUUGAUCACAGUAGCAUCAAAAAGUAUAUUUAUAUGAAUAUAUUACAGCAGUAGAUUGAUUUUCUGAUGAACUCAGUUUAAAAAAAGACAACAAUAAUGAUUGUUAACUUUUAGUUAAGGUAAAGAAGCACAAUUUUAAUAUCAUUGUUUAUUAAAACAGGAUUAUAAUAAAAAACCAACCAAAAUAAAAUAUUAGUAGACAUCCAUUGAACGGCAGUUUGUCCUUUAGCCCAUAGAGUCUACUCACGGAAGUCAUGUACUACAUAAUUAUGCUGAUAUUUAGGGCUUGACAAGGCCAUGACGUUUUGACCAUGCUGAAUCUCUGAAAUUCUUUAUUUGACCAACAUGAUCCAUGGCCAUAAAGAAUUGACUGUACAAUGUUGAAUUACUCAUAUACAAGAAAAGUGAUUUUAAAAAAAAAUUAUUGUUUUUGACUGACAAAAUCCAUGGCCAUGAAGAGUUGACUGUACAAUUUUAAGUUGUUUUAAUUAUUGUGAGACUUACAGGGUGAUAGACCUUUUUAAUUGUUCAAUACUUUUAUUGGUAACUUCACUUCCAGUUAGUUUUAUCUUGAAAUUACAUAAGUGAGUUGAUAUGUAAUUAAAUUUUUAUCAAAUCAUGUCACAAUAUAUUUUACUGAAGCUUUUUUUUUUCAGUUUAGGAAUUUUUGCAUUUUACAACUAAGUAAUAAUAAAAUAUUGAUAUUGUAGCUUAAAGAAUUUUACGUUUAAGUUCAUUUUGUUGAAGCGACACUCAUCCACAAAUAAAUUGUUAUUUGAGUGUAUCACAUAUUUUAAUUAGAUCAAAUUUAUUCGCUAUUUGAAAUCUGAUUAUUUGUUGAUAAAGCAGUCACAUCUGCUUGACGAAUGUGUAGUGUAACAAUUUAAACAAUUUUAAGCUUUUUCAAGAUUUUGAGUUAAGAUUCUAAUAAUUUAUUUAAUGCAGUAUUAUACUGAAUAUCUUAGAAUAUAUUGACAUAUAAUUUAUUACCAUUAUUACACUAAAUUACAGCUUACAUUUUCUGUCUCAAAACCCAAGAGAGUUCUGCACUGUUUUAAUUUAUUUCAAUUUUAUCUUGUCAGUGAUGUAUAUUAUGUAUUAUUGUUGUAGGAGUUUUCAAUAUCAAUUAUAUAUUAACUUGCUUGAUAUUUUUCUACCCUUGGAGAUGUUUUAGUAAAAUUACUCAUACUGUGAUCUGAUGUACUUGUAUUUUUGAGACAAAUCUACUCAUACUGUUUUGAAAGAUAUUUUGCUUUGUGUACUCACACACUAUUUGAAAUACUGUUCAUCAUAGUAUAUUGUAAUUUUAAAUCAUUUUAUUGUGCCACUCAAAUUAUUAUUAAAACUCUUUUUAUCAACUGUAUGGUCAGUAAUUUUUUUUAUUUUAGA
Physella acuta is the source of this 5077-nucleotide messenger RNA. RefSeq names its product monocarboxylate transporter 9. NCBI's taxonomy places the organism in Eukaryota, Metazoa, Mollusca, Gastropoda, Physidae. Gene Ontology annotation, molecular function: monocarboxylic acid transmembrane transporter activity. The record is from RefSeq and is a predicted model, not a curated record. Gene Ontology annotation, biological process: transmembrane transport.